This is a messenger RNA of Dendrobium catenatum, 432 nucleotides long. Its product is annotated as putative calcium-binding protein CML23. NCBI's taxonomy places the organism in Eukaryota, Viridiplantae, Streptophyta, Magnoliopsida, Asparagales, Orchidaceae. Gene Ontology annotation, molecular function: calcium ion binding. The transcript has a single exon. The record is from RefSeq and is a predicted model, not a curated record. The coding region runs from base 1 to 432 and encodes 143 amino acids.
AUGAGAAUUAAUCCUACUGGAGAAUACGUAGAGGUGUUCCGAAGCUUUGAUGAGGACGGCGACGGAAAGCUAUCACCGGCAGAGUUACGUUCCUGCAUGCGAAUAAUCGGCGAUGAGAUGGAUUUACACGAAGCAGAAGCUUUGGUUCAGUCUUUCGAUUCGGACGGUGACGGGCUGCUGGCAAUGGAGGAGUUCUUCAGGAUGGUUGAAUUUGAAGGAGGUGUGGAAGAGGAGAAGGAGCUGAGGGAGGCCUUCGCUAUGUAUGAGAUGGAUGGCCAAGGAUGCAUCACUCCUAAGAGCCUGAAGCGCAUGCUGAGCAAGCUGGGCACUUCAAGAGAUCUCAGUACUUGUGAGGUUAUGAUUCAGAGGUUCGACAUUAAUGGCGACGGGGUGCUUUGUUUUGAAGAGUUCAAGAACAUGAUGGCCAUUUGA